AAAGGCCAUUGGAGGGCCCCAUGGCCCCAACGGUGCCCACAAGGAGGGCAUGAGGUGGCUGGCAGGCUGCUGAGCGCCUCUGGAGACUGACAUCCCCCCACCCCAUCUCCACAAUGUCCCAGGUGCCCUCCCACAGACAGCAGGAUGACAAGUCCUACCUCCAUUCAGCAGCCUCGCUCAGCACCUUGAACAGCGACCCUGGUAGCACCCAAUUGGACAUGCCAGAGCCUUUGGGCACCAGGGUCAACGUCUGUGGGGCCCUGCCCUCCCCCGUCCACACUCGCAGGGUCAGCAUCCAGGAGCCUCUGCCUUCCCCCCUCCACAUGCGCAGAGUCAGCAUCCAGGAGCCUCUACCCUCCUCCCUCCACAUGCGCAGGGUCAGCAUCCAGGAGCCUUCGCCCUCCUCCCUCCACACGCGCAGGGUCAGCAUCCAGGAGCCUUCGCCCUCCUCCCUCUAUUCACGCAGGGUCAGCAUCCAGGAGCCUUCCGCCUCCUCCCUCUACACGCGCAGGGUCAGCAUCCAGCAACGUUCGCCCUCCUCCCUCUAUACGCGCAGGGUCAGCAUCCAGGAGCCUUCCGCCUCCUCCCUGUACACACGCAGGGUCAGCAUCCAAGAACCCAGCCACUCUCGCAGGGAGCCCAUGCUGGCCCACCUGCACCAGUACCUUGCUGAGGACAAGCUGAAAAUGAGUCACAGUAGCCAGGUCAACCCCAAGAACCCAGAGCCCUUGGCCCCACUCAGGCCACUUAGCACAGCCAACAUAUCUCACGGGAGCCUCAGCUGCCAACUGGGCCUCCACGACAUCUCUUCCAAGCUCUUCCACCAUCGCUUCAGCAGCCUUGAAAGCCCAAUAAGUAUCUUCACAAGCUCCAUGAUGCUGUCCCACAUGGAUUCCACGAUCCUCAGCAUUGAGAACAAUGACCAAAGCCAAGGGACCUCCACCAGCCACGGCUGGAGCUUGAGUCUGCAGACCCUCCCCUUCAGGUCCAGAAUGGAGGAACCCAACUCCCUGACAGGCAGCCAGACGAGCAGCACCAAAAGCCUAGAGUCCAGCAUAAGAGACGCCCAGAGGAUGUCCAAAACGUCCAUGGUCAGCGAGGAGUUCAGUGAAACCUCCCUGGACCACAGGUUCAGCACCACCACAGGCUACGCAUCUGAGUAUGGGCAGUGGCCCAAGCACAGAUCCUCACAGCUGACCCUCAGCUGGUGGCUGCUGCACGAAGCCAAGAAAAUCAGCCGCCAGGUGAGCCUGGUGCUGUGUCUGCUGGGCAUGGUGGUCCUGGGGCUCAUCUCGCUCAGCCAGCCCUGGGUCCACUUCAACGUGCCGCUGAUGCCCCCCGGGCUCCCCAAGGAAGUGAAGUACAUUCCCAUCGACACUGUCCUCUUCGUGGAGUGCCCUGACACGUCCUGCUUACAUGAAUACGACCAGAAUGCUUACUUGCUGGACUUCUCCUGGGCCUUCAUCUUCCUCGCCAGCAUCUGCAGCAUGUUCCUCUUCAUCAUCCUCGUCAACGUCACCUUCUUCACCAGCUCCAGCGUGCCUAUGCUAGACUUCUCCAAUGUCAUCAUCAGCUUCCUCACAGUGACCAGCAUUAUCCUGGGCAUCCUGUUCUACCUGCUGCAGGCCAGGAACUACCUGCAGGAGGGCAUGACCCACGAACUGGGGCCCAGCUUCUACCUCGCCUGGAGCGGUGUCUUACUGUUCCUGUUGACAGGUUUAUUUUCCUACCUCAACUACAUGAACUUCUGGUCCAUCCUCGCACUCCACGCCAUCUGGGUCUAGGAUCGGGAUGACAUUCCUUGGGUUCCCGCCACGGGUUUCUCUGCCAAGAGCCCACCACCCAAACCCCAAGAAACUUGGCCUUUUGCAAUUCCCUCUGAAUCCCCCCCCCAAAGUGAAGAAUCUGUGUCUCCCCC
Messenger RNA from Erinaceus europaeus (western European hedgehog), 1918 nucleotides. RefSeq lists its product as uncharacterized. The record is from RefSeq and is a predicted model, not a curated record. The transcript is spliced from 6 exons. NCBI's taxonomy places the organism in Eukaryota, Metazoa, Chordata, Mammalia, Eulipotyphla, Erinaceidae. Bases 114 to 1784 code for a protein of 556 amino acids.